AUGAGGAAUAGGGCAACAACGCCUUUGAGCAAGGCUAAAAUUCGACAAUCAUGGAGCAAAUACAACUUAUAUAACCUACAUCGAUUCCGCGCUCCCCCAACCGCCAACAGAACUUUCUUCCAGCAGAAAUGGACCGCCAAAUCCACAGCCCGAUCAUAUCACGGCGAGCAAAUACGCGAGUCUCAGUGGACCCGAAUGUUCUCCCGCCGACUUGCCAGUGUUGUCCCCAUGAACCCGCAACAACUUGCCAGAGAUGAUGGAUCCAUUAUAUCUGCCGGUCGAGGUUCUGGGUUGGAGAGUGAAGGUAAAACACUCACACCCAAACGCACGCCGUAUACAAAUAUGACCUUUGCGCCGUUGGAGCGACGAUUGGAUGUUGCUAUAUUCAGAGCUAUGUUUGCCAGUAGUACGAGACAGGCGAGGCAGUUUGUGGUGCACGGUGCUGUUACUGUUAAUGGGAAGAAGAUGCAAUUCCCUGGUUAUCUACUGAACCCCGGCGAUCUCUUCCAAGUCGAGCCUGAACGGGUCAUGUUCGCUACAGGUGCGCCAAAGAAUAAAUUCGAACGUCGAGAGACCCGUCUAGCGAAAAGAGCAGCAUCAAAAACCGACGAGGCCGAAAACUCCGAGGAAUCAACCACAGAAACAAAGGCAGAAGAGGAAGUGUCUAAAGAAGUGCAGGAUCCCAAGGAGACGUUACAACGUCUUCUUGCUCAAGCCAAGACCAUUAUGUCUCGCGAAAAGGACGUCCUUCCUGCAAAGAAGAAACAGGAGCUUCGUGGAUUCCAGAAAGUUGUUCGCAGUGUUCUUUCCAAAUCCGCCACCAGCACGAUUCUCGCCGAUAGCCUCGAGUCGCAAUUUUCUGAGCUUCUCGGUCUCUUGAAAGCAAAGAAAGCCGAGUCUGGUCCUUCCCGCCGUAAUAAGAAAGAUGCCGCAACAAAGACCGACGAUGUCGUCGCCGAAGACUCCACCAGUGGCCUUAGUGAGGAACUGAAAGAAGCAUUCAGACAGGCCGCUGAAAACCCCAACUCUGUCGAUGCCUCCGAACUCACCGAAGAUGAAUUCGAAAUUCUCAAACAGGCCAUCGCUCAAAUGCGCGACAAUCCCGUCGACGCCAGCAAGCCGUAUGCAACGCCCUGGCGGCCUCGCGAUUUUAUGAAUGCUUUUGCAUUUAUUCCGCGGUACUUGGAGGUCAACCAUAAGAUCUGCGCUGCUGUUUAUUUACGACACCCCGUUGCGCGACCGGGUUACUCGGAGGUGCCCAGUCCGUUUGGCGAGAGUAUUCAGACGCCUGCUUUUGCCUGGUACCUUCGCAGGCGGUAG
Molecule: messenger RNA, 1320 nt
Organism: Talaromyces marneffei
Lineage: Eukaryota; Fungi; Ascomycota; Eurotiomycetes; Eurotiales; Trichocomaceae
Exons: 3
Coding region: 1-1320 (439 amino acids)
Biological process (GO): positive regulation of translational fidelity
Cellular component (GO): mitochondrial small ribosomal subunit
Molecular function (GO): rRNA binding; structural constituent of ribosome
Source: RefSeq, a predicted model, not a curated record